Molecule: messenger RNA, 4536 nt
Organism: Heterobasidion irregulare TC 32-1
Lineage: Eukaryota; Fungi; Basidiomycota; Agaricomycetes; Russulales; Bondarzewiaceae
Product: ribonuclease III
Exons: 4
Coding region: 1-4536 (1511 amino acids)
Biological process (GO): siRNA processing
Cellular component (GO): RISC complex; cytoplasm; nucleus
Molecular function (GO): ATP binding; ribonuclease III activity; RNA binding
Source: RefSeq, a predicted model, not a curated record
AUGGGAGACCAUGAAUCCUCGACGACGCCGCCAACGCCUCCGCAUGUCAUAUCACAGACGCGAGGAUAUCAGCAGGAAAUGCUCGAAGACAGCAUGCACAAAAAUCUCGUCAUUGCGCUAGACACUGGAGCGGGUAAAACGCAUAUUGCCGUGCUCAGAAUGAAGUGGGAGGCGGAGCAAGAGUCUAGCAAAGUGUCGUGGUUUCUCGUCCCCACCGUUGCCCUUUGCGAACAACAACGGGAAGUCAUUGAUAGUCACCUUCCUGUCUCUGUUGGCAUGAUCACGGGUGCAAAUGAACCAGAUCAAUGGAAGGACCACAAGCUGUGGCAGCGCGUGCUGCAGACUCACAAAAUCAUUGUUUCCACGCAUGCUGUCCUCCUCAACGCCCUUCGUCAUGGGUACAUCAACAUGGGAAGGGACAUUAGUCUGCUCGUAUUUGACGAGGCGCACCAUACCGCGGACAAGCAUCCCUACAACCUGAUCAUGAGAGAAUUUUAUUUCAACCUGCCACGGCGCUCUGGAGAUUUCGCCUACGAUGCGACCGCGAAUGUUCGUCCAAUGGUCCUGGGGCUGACUGCUAGUCCAGUGUUUGGUGGCGACAUCGAAAAAGCAUUCCGAACGCUUGAAGCCAAUCUGGACAGCACGAUCCGCGCUCCUCUCCGCUUCCGCGAAGAACUCUCUGGCUUUGUCCAUCGACCUGAGUUCAAACAUGUUAUCUAUGCCGCACCCGAAUACAAGAUGGUGGGGCCGUCCCCCUCUACUAACCUCACUUCACUCCAAUCUGUUGUCGCAUCCCUCAACAUAGAGGAGGACCCAUAUGUCCUCUCACUCCGCGAAAAGCUGAGCCGGCUUCCACAGGGACCUGACCGCCACCGCACGGAUCAGAAGCUCAGCAAAGUAAUCAACAAACAAGACUCGUACACGCACAAGGGUUUGCGGGAUUUUAUGCGCGCAGCGGAGGAGAUUUGCUCGGAUCUCGGGCGUUGGGCAGCGGACUGGUACAUCCAGCAGGUCAUCCGGCAGGCGCUUUCGGCAGACGGGAUGUUCCCGGAUUACGCGUCUGUAUGGAGCAAUCGGGAGAAGCAGUACCUCAUGGACACGCUUGCGCGAGUGGAGAUCACGCCGGUCUCGUAUGACUCGGAAGAUAUUGUUGCGCGCAGCUCGGACAAGGUGCGCGCGCUCGUCGACACGCUCAUCGCGGAGAAGGCGGCAUUCGAGGCGCUCGGAGAGGAAUACCGCGGGCUUGUGUUCGUCACCCGCCGCGACUCUGUUCUUGCUUUGGUCGAGGUCCUCGCGUCGUACCCGGGCAUUGCAGAUAGCUUUGUCACGGGCUGUUUGCUCGGUAUGUCUGAGAGUUCCCGCCGCCGUGCCUUUCUCGACAUCACGCGAAAUCUGCUGCGCCAGCCUGCAGCCGAGACGCUGAGGGAUUUCAAGGCUGGAGAGAUCGAUCUCAUCAUCGCCACUGCGGUUGCAGAGGAGGGACUUGAUAUUCAAGCGUGCUGUAAUGUUGUAAGAUGGGACGCACCACCAAAUAUGGUCAGUUGGGCGCAAAGCCGAGGCCGUGCGCGAAAGAAGCGGAGCACAUUCGUUCUGAUGUUCUCAGACGACUCUGUACAUCAUGGGAUGGUCAAAGAUUGGGAGAGGCUGGAACUGGAGAUGGUGAGGUUGUAUAAUUCGGAACGAGCUCGUCUCAUGUUCGAAGAAGAGGAGUACAGAGCCAGUGCCUUGCUCACACUUGACUCUGCCAUCGAGCACCUCAAUCAUUUCUGCUCUGUUUUGCCCAAUUCUGGACAUGGCGAGCAUAUGCCCAUAUACGACAUUGACCCGCCCGACUAUCCCGAGGAAUGGCACACUUUCGGUGGCUCCAAUCCACCAUACAUGGGACCAUACGGUUGUACAGUGACCCUACCCAAGCUUGUCGAUCCCAAGUUUCGUGUCUUCACCACGCCAUGCAUUCACUCUCAAAAAGUAAUUGCCCGGCAGCAUGUUGCCUUUCUCGCCUACCUCGAGCUGCAUAAACACGGCCUGCUCAAUGAGCACUUGCUUCCGCUUACGAGCGUCCUGGAGCCAGAGAACGAGGAAGAGGUGAAAAAUCUCUUGAAAGAGGUCGAGAAGCGAGCGGGAACCGCAAGGGUGACAAGUCAGAUGAAUCCGUGGUUACCUGAUUUUGGAGACGAGCAGGAAGAAGAACAGUGGUACACUACCACUGUAUCCUUUGACGACAUACAUCCCCUCAAAUUACUCACACGCACACGAUUGAGUCCUCUUCAGGAAGAUCAGAUGCCUCUUCUACACCCCCGCGAUCGAGGACCCUUGCGAGUACACAUUCAUACAGACGAACCAGCUCUGUCAGUGUCCGAUGAUGAUAUCGCGCGGGCCAAGGAGUUCACGCGGCGCCUAUUCUGGCCGUUUUUCGGCUCGCGCAUGGACUGGGAUGACCUGAACUUUGCGUACUUGUUCCUUGAAGCUCCCGCCUCCAAGCCCGAUGUGUGGGCCGAGCGUCGUUUGGUGCACGAUGCAGAGCCCCUGGUUCCUGGUCUUGCGCCGCUACGGUUCUUUGCGCGUGUGGCGUGGUUCGCAGAACGCUUCGGGCGGACCAAAGAUCUGUGCAUUGUCAGUGAUAUCCGGCGCUUCGGCAAGCUGUACCGCUUUGUGCGCUGGCGGACUACGCCUGUGUCAGAUGAUGAAGCAGCCGCGCUCGCAGAGCGGUACGACCCCGAAGGUGUAGGACUGGAAAUUUCCUACCCGCUCAUCGUGGCGCGCCCGCUGGUGACACGAAUGAACUUCCUAUUGCCUAUACCUCCCCAAGCGGUCGCCGACCCAGCGAACCAACAGCCUAUUUUGUUGUUGUCAGAAUCCUCAACGGUGGGGCUCAUUUCGGCGGACGACGUGCAGCGUGCGAUGUGGGUACCAUCUGUUCUGCGCCAUCUUGCAGUGGCAAAUACUGCUUGCGCAAUGCGAGACACGCUUUUUGCCGGGACGCCUCUCGAGACAAUCCCCCUUAACUUGCUUGUCACUGCAUUGACAGCACCGAGCUCACAGGAUCAGGUCAACUACCAGCGGCUAGAGACUCUCGGCGACACGGUACUGAAGUAUAUCGUGUCUAUAACGCUGCUGUCGGAGUUCCCUCUGUGGCAUGAAGGGUAUCUGGCGAGGCGCAAAGAUCACGCAGUGUCAAAUGCACAACUUGCGAAGGCGGCGGUGAAGCAAAAGGUGUACAAGUGGAUCGUGCGGGACCGAUUUUCGCCGAGAAAGUGGAAACCUCUCUAUGUCACCGCUGUGGAGGAGAUGCGAAAGGCGGACGAUGUCGAAGAAGUUGAAGCCGUGAUCGACGAAGAAGAAGACCAGAAGGCGAAGAAACGGCGGGAGAGAGAAAAGCAGAAGCGGCAGUUGUCAACGAAGGUUCUUGCGGACGUCGUCGAGUCGCUCAUCGGCGCGUCGUAUGUGCACGGCGGCUUCGCCCUCAGCGUCGAAUGCGCCAAAGUCUUCGAUCUGGGUCUCCCAUGGCGCCCAAUUCCCGAGCGUAUUGAUGCGAUGCGGGAGCGGAUUUUCAAGCUUCAGCGGCUUCCGUCACAGCUGUCCGUCGUGGAAGACAUUAUUGGGUACACCUUUACCAACAAGGUCCUACUCGUCGAAGCGCUCACGCACGCAAGCUACCAGACAGACCUUGGCACCAUUUCUUACGAGCGCAUGGAGUUCCUCGGCGACUCGGUGCUGGACAUGAUCGUCACCGAUUUUCUGUAUCACGCCUCCGGGAAACAGUACUCUCCCGGGCAGAUGCACCUUCGCAAGACAGCCGUGGUGAACGCACAUUUCCUUGCGUUCGUGUGUCUCCGCGCGUCGACCGCGCGAAUAGAUGCGAUGCCUGUAUGGCGCGACCGCCGCGGCGUGGAACUUCAGGAGACAACAAAACGCGUGUUCCUCUGGCAGUGCUUGCUACAUUCGAGCGCGAGACUUCUAGAUGACCAGACGACGGUCUUUGCGCGUUGGGGAAAGCACGGAGAUACCAUUCAAAAGGAGCUAGACGAAAGCACAGCAUUCCCAUGGUCGCCACUGACGUCGCUGCAGGCGCCUAAGUUUUUGAGCGAUAUGGUGGAAAGUAUCCUCGGUGCCAUAUUCCUGGAUACUGCGGGCAACUUGGACGUGGUCCGAAACGUCCUCCGCACGCUGGGGAUCAUGCAGGUGCUGGAGCGAAUCGUGGCAGCGGGUGUGGACGUCCAGCAUCCGGUCUCGCGUUUGAUGAUGUGGAAGGCAAAACGCGACAUUGAUCUAGAGUUUAAGAUCGAGAAGGGUGGAGGAUUGGUAAGAUGUACCAUCUAUCAGGAUGAGGUGGAGGUGGUUACGGUAGAGGAUCAGUGGAGAGGACGAAUCAGUCAGGAAGACGUGCGCUUUGCAGCAGCGGAGAGAGCGUAUCACAUUUUGGUCGCACAGGAAGCCGAAAUGAAUCAGCCGGGGUUCUUCAAUACCCAAGGCGAGGACGUGGAAGAGGACGAGGACGAGGACGAAAGAGAAGACGCCUUCGCUGACAGUCAGUGA